Drosophila elegans is the source of this 966-nucleotide messenger RNA. It is a transcript of the gene UbcE2M, whose product is annotated as nedd8-conjugating enzyme UbcE2M. The record is from RefSeq and is a predicted model, not a curated record. The transcript has 4 exons. Lineage: Eukaryota; Metazoa; Arthropoda; Insecta; Diptera; Drosophilidae. The coding region runs from base 204 to 755 and encodes 183 amino acids.
CGCAACCAUCGAUUACUCACACUAAUCGCUUGGCAGCUGCCAUCGCCAUCAAGAAACAAGGAGAAACGACCCUAAAGUAAAGAAAGCACUCGAAGCGAAUUUCACAUCAGAAUUAGUGUUUACGUAAAAACCCCGAGGAGAACGAUUAAUCCGCGCACAGCCAAACGCAGAAGAAGAAACGCCAGCGAGACGAGGACGCCAAGAUGAUUAAACUCUUCACGCUGAAGCAGCAGAAGAAAGACGGCGAACAAAAGGGGAGCGGCGGCCAGCAGAAGAAAGCCUCCGCCGCCCAGCUGCGCAUCCAGAAAGAUAUUAGCGAACUGAACCUGCCAAACACUUGCGCCACAGACUUCCCCGAUCCCGAUGACUUGCUCAACUUCAAGCUAAUCAUCUCGCCCGACGAGGGCUUCUACAGGGACGGGCGCUUCGUGUUCAACUUCCGCGUCGGAUCCAACUAUCCGCAUGAGCCGCCCAAGGUGAAGUGCGCCACCCAGGUGUAUCACCCCAACAUUGAUCUGGAGGGCAACGUCUGCCUCAACAUUCUGCGCGAGGACUGGAAUCCAGUGCUGAACAUCAAUUCCAUCAUUUAUGGCUUGCAGUUUCUGUUUUUGGAACCAAAUCCCGAGGAUCCGCUCAACAAGGAGGCGGCCGACGUCCUGCAGACCAACCGCCGUCAGUUCGAGUACAAUGUGAAGAAGGCGAUGCGCGGCGGCUAUGUGGGCGAGACCUACUUCGAGUGCUGUCUGCACAAGUGAUAUAGGGAAUCCGAAGGUCUCUUACUUUAAGCCUGCCCAAACACCCCUCCCUAACCUACCCCCGCUAACUGGAGAAGAUGAUGCAAACACAGACGAACAACGGCGACAACAAAUUAUUGUAAUAAACGAAAGCAAAAUCCACUGCGUGCGAAGAAGAAGCCGAGUCGAGUCACCAAUUUCUAGUUUUUAAUACAAUUCAUUUAGCAACUUC